UUCUCUCUCUCUCUCUCUCUCUCUCUGUUCAGUUCCAAAAUUGAGCCAUGGAAUCGACCUUGCCCGUCAAAUUACGAUGGCCGUCGUUCUGAUCUGAAGCCACACUAUCUACCUCGCGCUCCUCCUCGGCUCGCCUCAUCUUCGUCAUCUCUGAGCCCUGAGUGUCGUCUCCAAGGCUCGGCUCCGUCAUCUUCAUACUCCUAAGUGAUCGCUGUAAUUACAGAUUGCAAGUAUGCUUUGCGCCGGUGAUUAGACAGAGAAGAGGCGAGACACGUAUUCUUGUUGCUCCCAGAGUUCGUUGCCGAAGAUAGGUUCAAAGAUCUCAAUGGCCGAAACGAAGCGUUUCAUCUCCUCGAGUAGGCUGUUAAGCUUGGCCUCGCGAGCCCUAUCUGAGAUUCAAGUUGAAAAUCUAAUUGAUCCAAGGGAGAGCGAAGGAAUUGAAUUGACGAGAAAAAGAAUGAAGCCUGAUGUGACAGUAGCUUUUGUGAUCUUUCCUGAGAUUGCCGGAAAUCUCACCGGAGUAGCUUUUGGUGUUAGUGACAGUAGCUUUUGUGGUCGGCGGAAGUUGGCCGAAAGUCUGUCGAAGACUCACCGGAGUUGGCCAGAAACCUCGCUGGAGAGGAGAGAGAAGAUGAUUGUUGACUUUUUACUCUAGUGGCAUUUAUGUAAAUAUGUUGGUUUUUUAUAUCUAAAAUUUAAUACCCUUUUUAAUUUAGUGGCCUUAUGAGGG
Molecule: messenger RNA, 730 nt
Organism: Rosa chinensis
Lineage: Eukaryota; Viridiplantae; Streptophyta; Magnoliopsida; Rosales; Rosaceae
Exons: 3
Coding region: 326-655 (109 amino acids)
Source: RefSeq, a predicted model, not a curated record